UCGAGUAUACGCAACUACGCCCCAUUGUGCCGCAAUUAACCUAAAUUCGCAGCAAUGCAGCUCAGACAGCAACACUUUUUUUGUUGCAAUAUAAACAAGUUCUAACCGCCAAGCUCGUCAUAUUCGAUAUUCAGUCAUAAUUCGAUCUCCACAAACAUGGCUCGAAUCAGUGGAUUGCUACUUUUUUACGCUAUGAGUCUUUUAAUUGGAAUUUGCCAGAGUCAAGCGUUUUACUCGAGAAUCGUAAAUGGCACACAGGCUAACGAAGGCGAAUUUCCAUUUGUGGUUUCCCUACGUCGCGCUUCCGAUGGUCAACAUAAGUGUGGUGCUUCGCUGCUAAAUCGUGCAUGGGCGCUUACGGCCGCACAUUGUGUCGUGAAAAUACAACCGGAACAGUUGAGUAUUCAAUAUGGCAGCAAUAAAUUGGAUGCGGCUAGCCCCAAAGUGUCGAAUAUCAGUAAAAUAGUAGUGCAUGAUAAUUAUCAACCCGGAAAUUUGAAUUUGAAUGACAUUGCACUGCUGCGUCUGCAAACACCCAUCAAAUUUAGUUCAAAAGUGCGUGCAGUGCAUUUGCCGGCAGCGCAACAGGAUACAGCAGAGGCGUUGCCUGCCGUAUUGCUCGGCUGGGGGCUGAAUGCGACUGGUGGCAUCAUACAAAAACAACUACAAAAGGUGCAUUUACAAGUAUUCAGCGAUGAGGAGUGUAGCCAACGCCAUGGCACUCAAUUGCAUGCGACCACAAUUUGUGCCGGUGUGCCGGAGGGUGGCAAGGGUCAGUGUAGCGGUGAUUCGGGUGGUCCUCUGCUGGUAGAUGGCCAACAGGUGGGCAUUGUUUCGUGGAGUCGCAAGCCAUGCACUGUGGCGCCUUAUCCGGGUGUCUUUACGGAAGUAUCGGCUUAUGUGGAUUGGAUGGGACAGAUGAUGAGCAAUGAUCGUGAUGAUGGCGAUUGGAGUGAGAGUGAAGAGUCAUGGGAAGAACUGACAACAGGGAAUUUGAUUAUAGUGCGAAGCAAGAAGGGGGUUGGAAGUAAAUUAAUUAAGAGUUAAAGCGAGUAAAAUAUGUAUAGCUCAGUUAAGUUAGCUCAAAAAAAGCGUUGUAAAAAUACGGGUAAGCUUACAA
Messenger RNA from Rhagoletis zephyria (snowberry fruit fly), 1120 nucleotides. Its product is annotated as trypsin-1-like. Gene Ontology annotation, molecular function: serine-type endopeptidase activity. Lineage: Eukaryota; Metazoa; Arthropoda; Insecta; Diptera; Tephritidae. Gene Ontology annotation, biological process: proteolysis. The record is from RefSeq and is a predicted model, not a curated record.